This is a messenger RNA of Penaeus monodon (black tiger shrimp), 980 nucleotides long. RefSeq names its product E3 ubiquitin-protein ligase CHIP-like (gene STUB1). Gene Ontology annotation, cellular component: cytoplasm; Z disc. The record is from RefSeq and is a predicted model, not a curated record. Gene Ontology annotation, molecular function: ubiquitin protein ligase activity; protein-folding chaperone binding. NCBI's taxonomy places the organism in Eukaryota, Metazoa, Arthropoda, Malacostraca, Decapoda, Penaeidae. Gene Ontology annotation, biological process: cellular response to misfolded protein; proteasome-mediated ubiquitin-dependent protein catabolic process; positive regulation of proteolysis. The transcript has 8 exons.
ACAAGGCGUAAGAAAGAGGCUGGUGUUACGGUGCUAGGUUGAGGGAUUUUUUCUUUCGUCUGUCAAUAAUUAUGACGGAUGUGGAGCUCAAGAAUAGAGGAAACAAGCUCUUUGCAGCCAGGAAAUAUGAGGAGGCCAUCACGUGUUACUCGGAUGCGAUUACGAAGAAGCCCUCAGUUGCUGUUUACUACACAAACCGUGCACUAUGUAACCUGAAGCUGAAGAGGUGGGACCUGGUGAUGCAAGACUGCCGCAUGGCCUUGGAGAUCGAUGCCACACUCGUCAAGGCGCACUUCUUCCUCGGCCAGGCUCUCCUCGAGACAGAUAACUUUGAUGAUAGCAUCACACACCUACAGAGAGCCCAGGAUUUGGCCAAGGAACAAAAAGUUAACUAUGGGGAUGACAUCGCGUGUAUGAUUCGUGUCGCUCGCAAGAGGAGAUUCAACGUAUCCGAAGAGAAGAGAAUCACGCAAGAAUAACACAGUUUGACUUACCUGAAUAGAUUAGUGUUAGAGGACCGAGACCGGCGAUUAGAAGAGGUUCACAGGAAGUACGAGGGAGAUGAGGAGAAAGCCCAGGAGGAAAUCAUGAGGAUAGAACAACAGACGGACAACCACAUCACGGAAGUAAAUACCAUGUUUGCCAAACUGGACGAGAGAAGAAGAAAAAGAGAAGUACCAGACUACCUCUGCGGCAAGAUCAGUUUCGAGAUCCUGAGAGAGCCGGUGGUGACUCCGAGUGGCAUCACAUACGACCGCAGGGACAUUGAGGAACACUUGCAGCGUGUGGGCCAUUUCGACCCAAUUACCCGGACAGACCUCACAGUGGACCAGCUUAUCCCUAACCUGGCCAUGAAGGAAGUGGUGGACUCAUUCCUGGCUGAGAAUGAGUGGGCUCUCGACUACUAGCCCCGGGUCUUCGUUGUUGUUGUAUUUUUUAAUUUUAAGUGUUUAGAAAUGUUCAUUUUUUUUACCCUGCAU